AUGAGGCAGGACAUCUCUAUUAUGCACCCGUUGACACCGCUCACGCCAGCGGAGAUUUUACGUGCUGCCAGCAUCGGCCGCCAGGGCGCACCUUUCCCAGAGGAACCGCUCUUUGAGCGAAUUCAGCUCCACGAGCCACCCAAAGAGCUCUGGGUGGCCGGCAAGCCCACCGAACGUGAGGCCGAGGUCUUCAUCUUCCGAAGAAGCUCUAUUGGCGUGUGGAAGCUGAUCGUUUCGCUCUCGCAAGAGAUCGUAAUCGCCAAAAAGUACUACCCGAACGCUCGCCCUAUGCUCCAGCUUGAACAGUUCACUGCUAUAGAAGGAGCUGUACGGGCGUGUCCGGAGUUCCAGGCUGCGUGCAGGAAACACGGUAUCGAAGACAUGAGUCUAGUUUGUAUUGAUCCGUGGUCGGCAGGGGCGUUCGGUUCCGUUGAGGAGAAGGAUCACCAUCUUGCGUUGGCUUUCUGCUGGGUACGGAAUCAUGCCGAUGACAACCUCUAUGCACACCCAAUUGAAGGACUUUACGCGAUGGUGGAUGUCCUGGCCAAUAAAGUGCUCAAAGUUUAUGAUCUGCAGAAUAUCCCCGUACCGCGAACGGAAUGCAAUUACGAACCGAAUCUGAGAACUGAUAUUCGCAAGCCCUUGAAGCCGCUGCGCAUUGUGCAGGACCAGGGACCGAGCUUUGUCCUGAACGAUCAUUCAAUUGCCUGGGAUCAAUGGUCUCUGUUGAUUGGUUUCAAUGCACGCGAGGGUAUCACGCUGCAUGAUAUUCGGUUUGCUGGACGCCCAGUGGCUCGCAGGCUCUCCCUGGUGGAGAUGGUCGUGCCGUACGGCACGCCAGUGGAGCCCCACUUUCGAAAGAAUGUUUUUGAUAUUGGGGAGUACGGGAUCGGUAAGCUAGCGAACUCGCUACGGAUGAAUUGUGAUUGUACCGGUUGCGUGGUUUAUUUGGACGCCCACGUUGCCACGAUGCACGGCGAGCCGUUGACCAUACCAAACGCCAUCUGCAUUCACGAAGAGGAUGCCGGCCUGCUCUGGAAGCACUGGGAUUUCCGCACCGACCGUGCAGAAACGCGGCGCGGUAGACGCCUCGUCAUCUCCAGCAUUUCAACGGUUUGCAAUUACGAGUACGCCUCAUACUGGUAUUUUCGUCCGGACGGCGCCAUUGAGUACGAAAUGCGGGCUACUGGCGUCAUCAACACUGUGGCCUGCGAGCCGGGCAGACCGAGCCGCUACGGUACUGAGGUUAUGCCUGGCGUCGAAGGACACAUUCACCAGCAUUACUUCUGCGUGCGGAUGGACCUCAGCGUAGACAGGGAUCGCAACUCUGUUGUAGAGUGUAAUACGCGAGCGGAGGAUGCAGCUGCGAAUCCCUACGGGAAUGCGUACUACGUCACCGAGACGCCGCUACGAACAGAGCUGGAGGCAUGUCGCUGUGCGAAUCCUGCCAGCCACCGGUAUUGGAAAGUGUUGAAUCCGAACAAAAAGAAUCGUGUUAAUAUGCCAGUCGCCUACAAACUAGAACCGGCACAUCCGCUCACGCCGUUCCUUGACCCGGACUCACCCUCUGGACAGCGUUCCGGCUUUAUCCGUCGUCAUUUGUGGGUGACAGCCUAUGACCCGGAAGAGCGCUUUCCAGCUGGUGAAUUCGUGAAUCUCUCGGACGGACAGGACGGCAUCCUUCGAUUUGUGUCUCAGAAUCGAUGCAUCGAGGAUACGGAUCUUGUGCUCUGGCACGUGUUCGGCAUUCAUCACUUGCCGAGACCGGAGGACUUUCCAGUGCAGCCGGCAAUGAGCACUGGCUUCAUGCUACAGCCAUACGGAUUUUUUGAUGAAAAUCCAGCAAUCACUCUGCCACGCUCGAGCGACGCGUCCCAAAGUGGUUGUCGUGCCUGCGGCUAG
Molecule: messenger RNA, 1902 nt
Organism: Cyanidioschyzon merolae strain 10D
Lineage: Eukaryota; Rhodophyta; Bangiophyceae; Cyanidiales; Cyanidiaceae
Product: copper-containing amine oxidase
Exons: 1
Coding region: 1-1902 (633 amino acids)
Biological process (GO): amine metabolic process
Molecular function (GO): quinone binding; copper ion binding; primary methylamine oxidase activity
Source: RefSeq, a predicted model, not a curated record